CUCUUGGCUUAGUGUUCGUACUUCGCAGUCCUCAGAAAGCUAGAGACCUCAGCAGACGAAAAUGGCGGAAAGAGGAGGUGAAAGAGGCGGUUUUGGCCGUGGUUUCGGACGCGGUGGAGACCGUGGACGUGGCGAUCGUGGACGUGGCCGCGGGGGUCGGCGUGGUGGUGGUAGGCGAGAAGAGGAGGAGAAAUGGGUUCCGGUCACCAAACUAGGGAGACUUGUGAAAGAAGCAAGGAUCAAAACUUUGGAGCACAUCUAUCUUCACUCACUUCCGGUGAAGGAGCACCAAAUUAUCGAAGCCCUCUUACCUAAUCUCAAGGAUGAGGUUAUGAAGAUUAUGCCUGUUCAGAAACAAACCAGAGCAGGUCAAAGAACCCGUUUUAAGGCUUUUGUUGUUGUGGGUGAUAAUAAUGGUCAUGUUGGGUUGGGUGUGAAGUGUAGCAAGGAGGUUGCGACUGCCAUUCGUGGUGCUAUCAUUCUUUCAAAGUUGUCUGUGAUACCUGUUAGGAGGGGUUACUGGGGUAAUAAGAUCGGGAAGCCUCACACUGUGCCCUGUAAGGUUACUGGUAAGUGUGGAUCUGUUACUGUCCGGAUGGUCCCUGCUCCGAGAGGUGCUGGUAUUGUUGCUGCUAGGGUGCCGAAAAAGGUUCUGCAGUUCGCUGGGAUUGACGAUGUGUUCACUUCCUCUCGUGGGUCAACAAAAACUCUCGGGAAUUUCGUGAAGGCUACUUUUGACUGUCUUCUGAAGACAUAUGGUUUCCUUACUCCCGACUUCUGGAGGGAAACACGCUUCACGAAGUCUCCUUUCCAGGAGUACACUGAUAUGUUGGCAAAACCUACAGCAAAAGCAAUCGUAUUUGAGGAAGAUAAGUUGGUGGAGUAGAUGGAUAUUUUUGCAUACUGAAGUUCCUUU
Molecule: messenger RNA, 916 nt
Organism: Telopea speciosissima
Lineage: Eukaryota; Viridiplantae; Streptophyta; Magnoliopsida; Proteales; Proteaceae
Product: 40S ribosomal protein S2-3-like
Exons: 2
Coding region: 62-886 (274 amino acids)
Biological process (GO): translation
Cellular component (GO): cytosolic small ribosomal subunit; ribosome
Molecular function (GO): RNA binding; structural constituent of ribosome
Source: RefSeq, a predicted model, not a curated record